Cydia strobilella is the source of this 1506-nucleotide messenger RNA. RefSeq lists its product as uncharacterized. NCBI's taxonomy places the organism in Eukaryota, Metazoa, Arthropoda, Insecta, Lepidoptera, Tortricidae. The transcript is spliced from 8 exons. Bases 16 to 999 code for a protein of 327 amino acids. The record is from RefSeq and is a predicted model, not a curated record.
AAUAUAUUAUUUGAGAUGGAUCAUAGUUACCACUACUCCAUAAAAAACCCGGAUUUGAGAAAUACCGGCUACAUUGUUGCAAUGGCUAAUAUACAGGACAAGCAUGAUCGAUCGACUCCUUCUCAUUUCCAUUGGAAAAUUCUAAAGUGCAGAAUGAUGAUAUUUUCAAAUUCGUCUAUUUUGGCGUGUCCAGAUAAAGAAGACGUAAAACAAGUCCAUAUCGUAUUCAACAAAGUGGGCGACGAUUACGACAAACUGAAUUUGCUGUUUAUCAAAUUCUCUUUAAGACAGGAUGGGGCUAUUCGUUCGACUACGCCAGAAAUAUUCCAGAUGUGUUUCACAUAUACUAUGACGGCGAAAAUCGCACCAACGUGGAAUGUCCUAGGUUUCGAUUAUCUCGUAAACAACAGGGAUUUCCUAACCACUAAUGGGAUACAAGAAGGAGUUAAAUAUCAAAUUGUAUCUGACGAAUCCCACACCGAUCUAACACUUAAGCCGGUGAACAUAAAUAUAAUGAAGGCAGCUGAAGACAUUGCCCCUGGUGAAUAUAUAAGGGUUUUACCAAGUUUGAACAAGGCUGUUGUAGAAGAAUGUUACAAGACCUUGCCCGAAAUAGGAAGUUUCAAGUCUUACAAAGACAUACGUAGGCACUGGAAAAACAUUCACGGCUACCGACUACCGGACGAUGAAACUUCUUAUUACAUGAUCAGGUUCUGGCGAGGAGAGCCACUGACAUAUCCAGAUAUUUGCGUGACAAGGCAUUUUCCCAUUGUAACGCCAAUGCCUAGGAAUUUACAGGAAAUAGUGCUCUCAAGAUUCGUGAGCUGCCUGAAAAGUAAAAUACCUCACUUUCUCGGUAUUCCGUUGACAAUAAAAAUUAAGGAAACCACGGAACUAAUAAAGGUGGCGGACGGAAGAACACCUGUACCUCAAACUCAGGACCACCCAAUCAGUCUGUGCACUCCAACGCAAAUCUUCGGCAAUUUAAAUAGGUACUAACUGCUUAAUGAAAUAUAAUUGCCUGCCGGUUGGGCAAAGAGAUUGAUUUAUCUAAACCAAAUUAUAAAAAAAAAAUGCUUUAUAUAUAUAUGUCUAAUAAUGAGGGCUACCGCGUUUAAUUUUGCCGCUAGGGGCGCUAGUGUAGAUGGAGGUCUUUCAAAAUGUCAAAUGCACGGAAUUCAAGCUUUUUAUCGGGAAUUUUCACUCCUUGUUCAUAAUUGUGGUAAAUCUUUGUCCAUCUCUGAUUAAUCAUGUACUGAUGUCCAUAAAAUAAAUGAAUAGAUAUAGCUCAAUAAAUGUUAGUGGUUUAAAAAAAGUGCCAACUAAAAUAUAUGUAAAUUUAAACAGGUUGAAAAAAUUGCACAUUUAGACGUUAAAAUACCUUUGUGUAUAUUAGAACGUACCUAUUGAUUUUAUAAAAAUAAGCAUAGAAGAAUUUUGAGAUCUGUUUUCUGGACCUACAUCUACAGUGGCGCCAACUGGUGAGCACAAAAACGGGAGCCCUCA